Clupea harengus (Atlantic herring) is the source of this 3039-nucleotide messenger RNA. It is a transcript of the gene abhd15a, whose product is annotated as abhydrolase domain containing 15a. The record is from RefSeq and is a predicted model, not a curated record. Gene Ontology annotation, biological process: lipid metabolic process. Gene Ontology annotation, molecular function: monoacylglycerol lipase activity; short-chain carboxylesterase activity. Lineage: Eukaryota; Metazoa; Chordata; Actinopteri; Clupeiformes; Clupeidae.
ACUUGACACAGGCAGCAUGCGCCGCAGUUUGUGGUUCACUCCUCCUGACGUCCCCCCUCAGCGGCUUGACUUCAGCUGUAGAUUCUAAACGCGCUCUUCCUCCUACCUCCCUUUGUCUCGUGCACAACCAGACCAGCUUUUGGCAACCAUAGGCCAACAUCUGACUGCUACAGCUUUUAUCGUGACUGAGUGGGCAACAGAGUGGGACGUAUUUUUAAGGUAAUUGUCCGGGACACUGCACGUUACCUUUAAAAAGGCCGUUCGAGAGCGCACAGAUUGCAUAAAUCAGGGAGACGCAGAGGUGAGCCGUUGGGAGCGCUCUUUUGAAAACACUAGUGUGUAAUUGAGGAGAUCUUCGCGUGUGAAACUGCAUGUCACCCGUGAAAGUGGGCGCGCUCCAUCAGCAGUACGUUUCAUGAUUUGAUAGCAUCUGAGGAAUCUGAAACUUCAAAUAUCAAACACUUAACAACUUGGGAGGUUGGAAUGGCUCAGCGAGAGGCAAAUGCCCAUUCAUAUCUCGUUAACCAUGCGUAGUUGCGCAUGAGUUGGUCUCCGAGAGGAAAAUGAACCUGAGAAGUAAAUCGUUCGUAUGUUCAGAAUUGUUUCCUUGUUUGGCCACGACAAAGCCAGCCACCUAUGGUUUGUAUUUUUUCAACGUUGUAGCCUUGUAAACCGUGCAAAUGCUGGAAUGGUUUGGUGCUGUGUUUAUCAUUCUGGUAGUGGCGGCAAUCUGGCCAGCCUCAAAAUAUUUAGGAAUAUCAAGCCAGUCGUCGUCGGGGGUCCAAGGACUUGGAAAUUCACGCCGAGAAUGGAGGGAGAAAGUCUCAGAAAGGUGUAUCGUCAGCCGCGAUGUCGGAACAGGUCAAAGUGUGGACAGAUCACCAGGUGAAAGCCCUUCCGUUGCGCUAAUAUGCAAGCCCUCCGCUCUCGCCAACUACCUACUGAAACACUGCGUAACUUUCUACAAAUUACAUUCGUACCCAAAAUGGAACUGGCGGGCGAGCCCUUUACUGCAAAGCAUUUUUGGCGUCUGCUGGCCUUACGAUUGUCCUGUUCACUUUGUUCGGGACCAUCUCCAGAUGAGUGACGAUGGUAUAGUAGCACUGGACUGGGCUGUGGCUGCCUCCGCUUCAAUUCACAGGAGGAGACGGACAUCCAGCAAUUCCACCAGCCCCAUUCUUCUCAUCGUACCAAAUUCUUUUGGUAAAAUUACCAGGAAUGUGUUGAAGCUGUGUGAGAUGGCUCUGACUCAUGGCUACCUGCCUGUGGUGUUCAACCGGCGCGGCCAGAACGGCACACCCCUCAGCACCGUUAAGCUGCAGCAGUUCGGGGACCCGGCGGACCUGCGCGAGGCCGUGCGCUACAUCCGCUACCGGCAGCCGGCAGGCAGGUUGUAUGCGGUGAGCGAGAGCACCGGCUCGGGCCUGCUCCUCUCCUACUUGGGCGAGUGCGGCUCCUCCAGCUACGUGACGGCGGCCGCCUGCCUCUCCCCCAUCUUCCGCUGCCAGAGCUGGUUCGAGAGCAGCCCCGCCUGGCCCUUCCACUGGGCCCUGCUGCUCUACCAGAAGAUGUGGCUCAGCAGGUACAGAACUGUGCUCGGGGACACCGUGCAGACAGACGCGCUCUUCUCCAGCUCCUCCCUCAGGACCGUGGAGGAGGUUCUGUUCUGCCGGCCCGGCCCAAAGACCUCUCCGGCGGACAUCAGCACCUGGGAGGCCUACUGGGAGCACAACGACCCCCUGCGGGACGUGGACGAGGUGGCCAUCCCAGUGCUGUGCAUGUGCAGCCAGGACGACCCGGUGCGUGGGGACCCAGAGUCGUCGCUGCCCCUGGAGCUCUUCGAGAGCAACCCUCACUUCUUCCUGCUGCUGACGGCGCAAGGCGGCCACUGCGGCUUCUCUACGCCCAGGGAGGGCGCCUCGGACCGCCCCGACACGUCGGUCUGGAGCCACCAGGCGCUGCUGGACUUCCUUCGUGCCACCAGUGACUUCUUCACGACCGAGGAACGGGCGAAGCACGCGGCGCGGCGCAGGGGUCUCAGCGGCAGCGGCAAAGCGUUCCGGCAUCGGACCAUCAGCACGUGCAAGAAGGCGCCCGUCUGCUCACACAACAUCCACGCCAUCUACAGCUGGCAGAGGUCCUACACCAGAUGAUGGCGGUGUCUGUGAGGCCUGGCCUUCUGGUGUGGUGGAGCACAGUACAGCAGGGAUCAUCUGAGCUGGUAAAGAAAUCUGUCUGAGUGAAGGCUUAAAGGUGGUGUCAGGGUAGAAUGGUGCUAUGCGCCGGGGUUUGUCCAGUCACUUUUGGCUGUUGGUUUCAUUCAGUCAGGUCUGCUAUGCCAGUGGUUUUAUUGAAGGUGUUUCAUAUUUUCUUUACUGCUGAGCAUUGAAAUUACAACUAGUGGGAACAACUAUUCCUCUGUUAUGUUGUUUCAUGAAAUGUAUUUUCAUUUCCAAACCAUUUCAUCAGGAAGUAUUUUCACAAGGUGCACUUAUUAUCUGUCUUGUUAAGUGGCAUUUUUCACAUCAGGUUGCCAAAUUGUAGCAGUGUUUUAUUUUUUUCAAUAUCAUAUUUAUCCAAAUGUCUCUGAAUUCCAGAAACACAGAGAAAGUCACUUACUUGUGAUAAAAAAAGUAUCCAUGGAUUGCAGGGUGCUUUUAUAUGGGGGUUGAAUAUUUUUUCAAAAAUUGGGUUUGCACAUUGGUGAACUGUGGAAACAUUGAAGUCCUAUAUCCCCAUUGGAAAACUGAGUUUGAAGACCACAUGAACAAGGUGUCUGAACAUCUGGGAUUUAUGUGGGAUGGCAAGGAACUCUCUGGAAAAAACGACGUUACGUGAUGGUCUCUUGGAGAGCAGGGCGGAACCGGUUAGUGGGUUUUCAAGAUCUUGUAAUUCAAAUCCUGGUUUGUUUAUACCACAGAGAUCACAAGCUCCUCUGGAUUCUCUUUGCUACCCCUUUGUGUGUUUUCUAAUGUUGAAUGUCGGUAAAUUAUCAUUAAGUUAAAAUGGGAAAAAAAAUAAAAUAUAUUGUUAAGUUAA